GGAGAUGAAUAACGAAGAAGUACAACCUUCCACAAUUAGGCACGUGAAUCUGAUCUCAAAUUUAACAAGAACAAGAUUAGAGAAAGAAGAAGAAGAAGAAGAAGAAGAAAGAGUGUAGAUUUGUUGAGAAUAGCAUAGAUCGGAAGUGAUGGAGUCUUCACAAUCACACACCAACAACCCUAAUCCGAACCCCAAUCCGCUGGCUUUAUCGGUUCCGGUAUGGCCAACGAUCGACGGUCCACUAGGACUAUCAGAGGAAGAAUCAGUGAAAUACGCACGAAGAUUCUACAAAUUCGGAUUCGCACUUCUUCCUCUUCUUUGGGCCGUUAAUUGCUUCUACUUCUGGCCUGUCAUUCGUCACUCCCAUUCCUUCCCUCGCAUUCGCCCCUAUGUUGUUGGGUCUGCCGUUGGUUUUACUGUAUUUGCGACGCUUCUUUGUUCCUGGGCUCUUACAUUUUCCAUUGGAGGGGAACGCCUCUUCGGCCCUGUCUGGGACCAGUUGGUCAUGUACAAUCUUGCUGAUAGGUUCGGCUUAACAGGCUGGAGCUAGUUGUACUUGGACCCUUGUAGAUGAAAAUAUCACCUUAUUUACUUAUAGGGUGAGUGGAUGUGUAUUACUGAUACAAUAAACUAUGUAUUCUGUUAUUGAAUUAGUGGAUUUCAUCCUGGAGCAAUGUUUCAAGAGGAUGGUUAUGUGUCUUUAUUGCUUUUUGGGCUGGGGGUGGAUAUAAUGUACAACUUAGCUUUUAGAUUCA
Molecule: messenger RNA, 755 nt
Organism: Medicago truncatula (barrel medic)
Lineage: Eukaryota; Viridiplantae; Streptophyta; Magnoliopsida; Fabales; Fabaceae
Product: probable gamma-secretase subunit PEN-2
Exons: 2
Coding region: 149-550 (133 amino acids)
Cellular component (GO): gamma-secretase complex
Source: RefSeq, a predicted model, not a curated record